GUGAAGCAACCGGUUUUAAUGGGUGGGACCAUAAAACACCAUGUCUUAUAACUCUUAUUUCAGAUCAGUGUGACAGACGUAUAAAUUCUCCAUAUUACGCAAUUCUAGAUCUAUUCUAUUCUAUCAUGCGUUAAAAUUUUGCUUUGUGUUAUCCUAUCUACGCUCAUGGUUAUUCCAAUGUUAUUUAUUAUCGGUUAUGACAUGAAACAUCGCUGAACAAAUGUUUGCAGAAUGCCGAAUAUAUCCAUUUUGAAGGCUUGUAUAUUCUACUCAGCAAUUAUUACGAGGGUUAUCGAAGUCCAUCCAUAUAUACCAGCUGUAAAAGUAACAAAAUAUUCUCCGUUAUGGAAGUUGCGAGAGUCGAAGAAUUAUUUAAAAACAUCGGAGAUCCCGGACGAUUUCAACUGAUCUCGUAUUUUUGUUUGGUUACAAACAUGCUGUUCGUAGUAAGCAACCAUCUUAUAGCAGUAUUUUAUGCCGCAAAGACACCACAUCACUGCAAAUUAGGUGUUAAUGAAACCUUGCAGGAUUUUAUACCUGUUGUUGUGAGGGAUAAUAAAGAACACUUGGAUGAGUGUAGGAUGUACACUAUGAAUGGUAACAUGAAUGUCACAGAACCAUGUCGUGAUGGGUGGACAUACAAUUUGCAAGAUGGUGAGACCACCAUUAUCUCUGAGUUUGAUCUUGUUUGUGAUAAUGCAUAUAAAAGUGAACUAUCAACAACAGUGUACUUUGGUGGAGUUCUGGUUGGUUCCUUUAUUUAUGGGUUUCUUGCUGACAAGUAUGGUCGAAAGCCUGCCCUCGGAAUUGCUCUUCUAUCAGGAGGACUCUUAAGCUUCGCAAUAUUUAUAUUUCGAAAUUAUUAUGCUUUUGUUGUCCUCAGAUUUUUCCUUGGUAUUCAAACACAGGGCUCUAUGUUGGUGUCGUUCACCUUGGCGUUGGAGUUGUUCCAGACGAAGUAUCGUGCACGAGCUGGCGUAUUUUUUGGCAUUAUGGCGGUGAUUGGUGGCGUGGUGUUAGGAAUACUUGCAUACCUAAUACGAGACUGGAGAUACAUUCAACUAGCCCUCUCAUUCAUUCCGUUUAUUUUACUGCUUUUAUUGUGUUUUGUUCCUGAGUCACUUCGCUGGCUCAUUCUUCACAAAAAGUACGAUAAAGCAGAGCGUGUAGUUCGACGCAUAGUUAUGUUCAACAGGCUGCGGUGUCCUGAGGAAAUCCUGGCGGAAAUUAAAGAGAGUCGCGUACUGCAAGAUAACCGAGCGAAACGAAUCCGAAGACCAAGCGUUAUAGAACUCUUCAGAUCUCGAUCAUUACGAAAGAGAAGUUUAACUCUAAUUUUACUGUGGUGAGUAGUACGUAGUAAUGAAAAUUUCAGGUUCUGAUUGACUAUGCGGACAAUCUUGACUCCAU
This is a messenger RNA of Dendronephthya gigantea, 1410 nucleotides long. Its product is annotated as solute carrier family 22 member 20-like. The transcript has 4 exons. The record is from RefSeq and is a predicted model, not a curated record. Gene Ontology annotation, biological process: transmembrane transport. Gene Ontology annotation, cellular component: membrane. The coding region runs from base 345 to 1349 and encodes 334 amino acids. Gene Ontology annotation, molecular function: transmembrane transporter activity. NCBI's taxonomy places the organism in Eukaryota, Metazoa, Cnidaria, Anthozoa, Malacalcyonacea, Nephtheidae.